AGUGUCCCUGGAAUUUCUUGUGCUCAAAUAUCGCGUUUGAUGAAGUGACCUUGUGUCACAAUCUUGAUGUUGAGUCAACAACUUCUGCAGGAUAUGACAGCAACACGACCGCCUUCUCUUAUUUCCAGGGUACGUGGUUCCAGGAAGCCCCCACAUGACGAACCGUAAACACCUUUGCCCUUCGUUUGUGGCAUGUACACACCUGUGGUGGUGAUAUAGGAAGUGUGAGUGUUUAGUACCGGCUUCAGGUGUGUUUUGCGUCAGUAGUAAGAUACUCCUUUCACGCGACGGGUUGUUCCGAGGCUCUUGAACCAAGCACAUUAUUGGAUAUAGUCUGUAGAAGUGUCUGCUGCCAGGACAGAGUGUGAUCCAGAAUAAGGGGCGGGAAUGGCUCCACAUCCUGUCACACAAGCCAUCAUUGAUCUGUCAGCUGGAGCAUGUGGUGGGAUUGCAUGCGUGUUAAGUGGGCAGCCCUUCGAUACAGCCAAGGUGAAGAUGCAGACUUUCCCCAGCUUGUACAGAGGCUUUGUCCACUGCUUCGUCUCAGUCUACAAACAGGUUGGACUGCGAGGGCUCUAUCAGGGCACCACACCUGCCCUCAUAGCCAACAUUGCUGAAAACGCUGUGCUCUUCAUGAGCUACGGCCUCUGCCAGAAUGUUGUCCGCUUUGUUUCAGGACUGGACCGAGGCACAGAACUCAGUGAUGUUCAGAAGGCCUGCUCAGGCUCUGUUGCUUCUAUCUUCUCUUCUCUGGCUUUAUGCCCCACUGAACUGGUUAAAUGUCAGCUGCAGGCCAUGCAUGAAAUGGAGGCAUCCGGCAAGAUUGCCAGCGGACAGAAAAGCACGGUGUGGUCUGUUGUGAGAAAUGUGCUCCGCACAAACGGUCCUCUGGGUUUCUAUCAGGGUCUCACCACCACUAUAGUCAGAGAGGUACCUGGAUACUUCUGUUUUUUUGGAGGAUAUGAACUCAGCCGCUCAAUGUUUGCACACCACAUGGGCAGAGACAAAGAGCACAUAGGUGUGGUGCCCUUGAUGUUCAGUGGAGGUUUUGGCGGUGCCUGUUUGUGGCUGGUUGUGUACCCAAUAGACUGUGUGAAGUCUCGCAUCCAGGUUCUGUCUUUAGCAGGAAAGCAGGAAGGCUUCCUCAAGACUCUUAUGGGGAUUUUACGAAAUGAGGGUGAGAUUUAGAUGCACACCACGCACUGA
Molecule: messenger RNA, 1206 nt
Organism: Labeo rohita (rohu)
Lineage: Eukaryota; Metazoa; Chordata; Actinopteri; Cypriniformes; Cyprinidae
Gene: slc25a15a
Product: solute carrier family 25 member 15a
Exons: 7
Biological process (GO): mitochondrial L-ornithine transmembrane transport
Molecular function (GO): L-ornithine transmembrane transporter activity
Source: RefSeq, a predicted model, not a curated record